Messenger RNA from Bursaphelenchus xylophilus (pine wood nematode), 3322 nucleotides. NCBI's taxonomy places the organism in Eukaryota, Metazoa, Nematoda, Chromadorea, Rhabditida, Aphelenchoididae. The record is from the annotation of a GenBank genome assembly.
AUGUCGACCACCAUGUCAACGCUCGUCGGACACAACGAGGUCAUCCUCACCUCCAGGCCACCAAGCCCACGACUUAUGAGAAAUGCCAUGCUUCCGGUGAGCGCUUCAUUGUUUUUUUAUGUAUUUUAGAAAAUGGGGAUCUGUAAGGGGAUAGUUGAAGAUAAAAAGGUCAAGUGUGAGAUGGGCAUGGCUUAUAUAUGUGGUGGUCGAGCCUAUUAGAACAUAAAGUUCAAGUGACUCACAGAUUAAUGUUUUCCCUAGCCUUCGUCCAAUACAAUUUUCCCAGAAUUGUCGGCCUUGUGAAACUGAGAUAAUAUGUGUGACCCCCGAGGUCACCGUGGACCGUACGUUCCGCGGCUUACCGUCGUUUCAAACAGUGGUAGUCGUUACUCUAAUUUCGAAUGUGGUUAAUCCGAUUGUCGCUGGAAGUGAGUGGGAUGCGUUGUCUAUAUAACAGCCCGGCUCUCUCCUCCUUCAUCGCCACGUUAGGUUGAGUUGGGAAUCAAUAUAUCCUCCUUGUUGAUUGCAAUCAGCGCAGAAUGAAUGGUUUGAAGAGAGUAGGUACUUGUUUUCUUGGGGUAGAAGAAAUAUACUGUAAGAGUUUGGUAUAUAAUGUAGAAAAAACAUGCUUUACUGUUCCUUUUUGUCCCUCUGGAUUUCUCUUAUACUGUUGUCGAAAGAGGUUUCUAUAUAGCAUUGUGCCCAUGUGAAUAUCAUUUGGUGAUUUGAUUAACCUCCGCAGGUGUGAGUUGAUAUAAAUAAAUUCAAUUUUCUCUACCUUUUCGGUAAUUCCACCGCUUUUGAGGGUAGUCGUUUUUAUGACGGGAAAUUCUCUUGUAAGUAAUAAGUUUUAUGCAACGAAGUUUCUCGUACACAGAGAAUAAAUUGCGUUUCUCGGCAUUCUUUGCCGACUUUCUGCAAAACAUUCGGCUCGCAAUAGAUAAAGGUACGAAUGGCAUCGGCGAUCAGUGUAAGUGUUACUGGGGAAUGGCUCUGUGGGGGUAUUUUGUUAAGGCGUUGUACAAAAAACAUCGAGGAAUCUCGGGGCCUAUUUUUUGGUGGGAUAAAAAACAGGAUUUAUGAGCUUUAAUUAAUUUGUUCCAAAACUCACGAUCAAGUUUUAGAUACUCCGCCAAAUUCUGUUAUAUUUUUUAUAAGGUCCUGUGGAUUUGAGUUUAUUUUUUCGUCGAUUUACUUAUAUGUUUUCAGUCCCUCGUCAAUGAAAACCUCAUCAAUUGCAAGAUCCAGGAACACAAAGUCAACCGAGAAGAGCGCGCCUCAAUUCUAGGACGCCACUCUGGCUUCCGCGGGUGCACUCUUUGGUUCACUGGUCUUUCCGGAGCCGGAAAGACCACCCUCUCAUUUGCCCUUGAGAAAAUCUUGGUUCAACUUGGAAUCCCCGCCUAUGGACUUGACGGUGAUAAUGUCAGACAUGGGCUCUGCAAGAACCUUGGAUUCCAAAAAGAAGAACGUGCCGAGAAUAUUCGACGAGUCGCCGAGCUCAGCAAACUCUGUGCUGAUAUGGGAAUGGUGAUGCUGGCCUCGUUUAUCUCGCCCUAUCGAGUUGAUCGGGACAAUGCGAGAAGUAUCCACGACAAGGACAACCUCCCCUUCUUUGAAGUUCAUGUGAGCACGGCGUUGGAAGUAUGCGAGGCCAGGGAUAUUAAAGGUCUCUACAAGAAGGCGAGGCUGGGACAGAUCCGAGGAUUCACUGGAAUCGACUCGGACUAUGAAGUGCCAGUUAACCCGGAUUUGGUUCUUGAUACCGCCCAAUUGUCGGAAGCAGAAUGUGUUCAACGAUUGCUCGAGUUCUUGGUGGAAAAGAAUAUUUUGCCAAAAGAGGUAGGCGAAGUUUAUAUGAAGUCUUAUAUUCUUAUUUUUUAUAAAAUUUACCCUUACUUUACUUUACCCUUGAUUUUAGGUCUUCACUCAUUUCAAUGAACCCCCAGUCAAAGAACUCUUUGUGAAAUCCGAGGAAGAGAAGACUGCUCUCGUCGAAGCUUCCAAGGAUGCCCCAGAACUUGAGCUUGAACUAGUCGACCUUCAAUGGCUUCAGGUCCUCGCCGAAGGAUGGGCAACGCCAUUGACCGGAUUCAUGAGGGAAAGACAAUAUUUACAAGCUCUACAUUUCGAUCAGUUGUUUGAUCUCUCCAAGAAAUGCGCUUCCUUGAAUGGAGGAUCGACCGAGAAUGCGGAACACAUUCCCCUCUACGAACCCAUCAGUCAGUCCGUCCCAAUUGUCUUACCAAUCAAUGAAGAACAAAAGGCGAAAGUGGGAGAUGCCAAGAUUAUCAAACUCAGUUAUAACAACAAGUUGGUCGCCGUCUUGGAGGACCCUGAGAUUUUCCCACAUCACAAAAUGGAAAGAGUUCAGAGACAAUUCGCAUGUACCGAUCGGGGCCAUCCGACGGUGGACAUGAUCUUGAACAGCGGAGAUUGGUGCUUGGGUGGGGACAUCAAGGUGUUUGAGAGAAUCAGGUAAGAAUAUGAUGUUGAGGGGGGUAGGCUUUGUUCUUCGUUUUACGCCCUCUUUUCAGAUACGACGAUGGGCUUGACCAAUAUCGCAAGACUCCCAAUGAGCUCCGAGCCGAGUUCGCAGCGAAGGGAUCUGAUUGUGUGUUCGCCUUCCAGCUCAGGAACCCCAUCCACAACGGGCACGCUCUGUUGAUGAAAGAGACCAGAGAGAUGUUGUCCAAAAGAUAUCAAAAACCCAUGCUCCUUCUUCAUCCGUUGGGCGGAUGGACCAAGGAUUCGGAUGUUCCCCUUCCGACCAGAAUCCGACAACACGAAGAGGUCCUCAAGUCUGGCACGUUGAGCCCUGAAUGGACCGUCUUGGCCAUCUUCCCAUCCCCCAUGUUGUAUGCUGGCCCAACCGAAGUCCAAUGGCAUGCUCGGGCGCGAGUUGCUGCCGGAGUUGCCGCUUAUAUUGUUGGCCGAGAUCCCGCGGGUAUUCAGGACCCCAAGACGGGCGACUAUCUCUACGAUCCAACUCAUGGUGCCAAGGUGUUGGCGAUGACUCCCGGCCUCACGGAUCUCGAGAUUAUCCCGUUCAGAGUUGCUGCUUAUGACAAGAAGGCUGGCAAGAUGAGUUUCUUCGAUGAAUCCCGCAAAGAAGACUUUGAAUUUAUCUCAGGAACAAAGAUGAGAGGGUUGGCCAAGUCCGGAGAAGAACCUCCAAACGGAUUCAUGGUUCCAGAAGCGUGGAAGGUGAGUUGGAAUUAGAUUUUGUGUUUGUGAUUGUUAAUUUUGACUUGAUUUUUUGUAAUUUAUCUUGUUCCAGGUUCUGGCCGACUACUACAAAUCCCUCGCUCAAUCCAAAUAA